AACGCGACGGCCGCAUCCGCAAGCGGAAACGAUGGCGAAGACGAUGGCGGCGGCGGUGGUACAGGCGGCGGCAGUAUCGUUGACGGUGGUGAGGGCGUAACGCCGUCACCGUCACUGAUGGACCGAGUGUCGGGCGUAGUGGACAGCGUCAAGAUGCAGGCGUCCGAGACGCUUGACGGGGCGGGAGCCGCGGCCGGGAACGCGGCGUCCGUGCUCAGUCGGCUCCAGCCGAGCGUGACCAAGCCGAUGUCGGAAAUCGGCAGCGGCGGCGGCGGCGGUAUGCGCAUUACUGAGAAGAAACUGCCAUCAGGCGACAACGCACUGGGGCGGCUGCAGGAGACUAAGGGGCGCACCGUGGCCGCGGCCAAGAAGGUGAUGGACGAGACCAUACACAAGCUGCAGUCGACCGUGAGUGACAUACGGCGCACGAUCAGCGGCGAUGACCGGGACGACGUCGGCGGUGACCGGAGGAUCAGCAACGCGAUGGACAGCCUGCUCCGGGCCGUCGGCACGGAGGGCAAGGCGAUGUUUGAAUACGCGUCCGACGUCAUCAACGAGACGGCCGACCGUGCCAAGGCGGCUGUCGACAAGGCCCAGCAACAACAAAAGCCGGUGCGACGGCCGAACCAAUAAUGAUCAUAAAAAUAUUAUCAUAUUAAUUAUUUCGCGUUACAUGACACUGUUUGCGAGUAUACGUCAUAAUACCAUAAAAAUUAUUUUAUACCAAUAAGACAUUGUCCGUUUACUAAUAAUUGUACGUUUAGUAAUUAAUCAUUAUUAAUAAUAAUUUACUGUUUUGCAUAUAUUUGUAUAAUAUAUUUGUAUAUUAUUUCUA
Acyrthosiphon pisum (pea aphid) is the source of this 835-nucleotide messenger RNA. RefSeq lists its product as uncharacterized. NCBI's taxonomy places the organism in Eukaryota, Metazoa, Arthropoda, Insecta, Hemiptera, Aphididae. The record is from RefSeq and is a predicted model, not a curated record.